Pestalotiopsis fici W106-1 is the source of this 969-nucleotide messenger RNA. RefSeq lists its product as uncharacterized. The record is from RefSeq and is a predicted model, not a curated record. Bases 1 to 969 code for a protein of 322 amino acids. Lineage: Eukaryota; Fungi; Ascomycota; Sordariomycetes; Amphisphaeriales; Sporocadaceae. The transcript has a single exon.
AUGGCCGAUUAUCACUCUGAUGUCUCGCGAGGGCUUGCACACCUUGAAUCGCGCAGCCAAGUCUAUGCCCAGGUCUCUGCUCUGGAGGGCGGAUGGUUUACUCUGCCACUCAGAUUCUUCAUAGCCGGUGUUUCCGAAAACGAGAAAAGUUACGUCCCGUCGUUGGCCUUUCUCAUUACCCGUGGUAAUGAGAGCGCUGGUCCAAAGCAUACUUUAUUCGACUUGGGUCUGCGCCAAAACACGACCACACUUGAACAACCAAUACAAAAUCAUCUACUGAGCCGUCAACCUACCGAGCUAUCCCCAGAUGUGCGAGAGAGUCUGGCGAAGGCGGGGACCAGCACCGACGUUAUCGAACAGGUCAUUUUGAGCCAUCUUCAUUGGGAUCAUAUUGGCACACCGCUGGAUUUCAGAAAGGCUCAAUUUCGAGUUGGUGCAGGGUCUUUACCAUUGCUGGAGACAGGUCUGAAUUCACACAUGUCACAUUCUCAUUUUCAGAGCGACCUGUUCGACGGUUUGAACGUACAAGAGUUCCCGGCACCAAUGGCUUCCCAAGACAAUCGCACACACAGCACUACAGGUUCGUGGGACACGGUUGGAGAAAUGCCUCUGCUAGAUCUUUACGGAGAUGGUUCCGUGUAUGUAGUUGACCUGCCCGGUCAUUUGAGCGGCCACGUCGGAGCUCUCGUUCAUACCGGACCUAGAAGUUGGGUACUUCUGGCUGGCGAUGCUUGCCACGACUCCAGGCUUCUUUCCGGAGAAAAGGAUAUCGCCGAGUGGGAGGAUGCAUACGGUCGGGUCUGUUGCAUACAUGCUGAUCGAUCGCAGACGGAGAAAACAUUGGAUACACUGCGGCGAUGGCUACGCGAGGCAAAAGAUGGUGGCUACGACUUCAGGAUAUUGCUUGCGCAUGAUGCUUUAUGGGCCAAAUCGAACCCAGAAACCUUCUACCCAGGGCACAUCAAUUGA